Lolium rigidum is the source of this 2601-nucleotide messenger RNA. RefSeq lists its product as uncharacterized. NCBI's taxonomy places the organism in Eukaryota, Viridiplantae, Streptophyta, Magnoliopsida, Poales, Poaceae. The transcript is spliced from 14 exons. Gene Ontology annotation, biological process: protein phosphorylation. The record is from RefSeq and is a predicted model, not a curated record. Bases 1 to 2601 code for a protein of 866 amino acids. Gene Ontology annotation, molecular function: protein binding; ATP binding; protein kinase activity.
AUGGUGGAGGUACGCGAAAGUUGGAAGAAAAGGCUGCGUGGAAAAUUGAGUCACGCAUCGCUCGAAGGAUAUUGCUACCAAGUGAAAAGAUGCAUUGAGAUAGCAUUAGAUUGCUUGAAGUCAAACAGACAAGAAAGACCUUCUAUACGUGAUAUUGUUUCUAGUUUGAAUGAGACUGAAAGAAUGAUAAGUGACACAGGGAUGCAGAAUGAACAGUUCUAUCAAGACGAUGGAGAAUUCACCCUUCCUUCGAAGAUCAGGAGCACCCCUAUCAACCACAUACCUACUUCAGAUACUUCCUUUGAAAACUUACCAGAUCUGGAGCCAGCGGCUAUGUCCUGGGGCUUAUUAAAAGAAAUAACUGAUAAUUUCUCUAGGGAGCGAUUACUUGGUCAGGGUGUGUAUGGAACUGUUUACAAGGGACUCUAUGGGGAUGGACAAGUUAUUGCUGUGAAGCAAUACUAUCUCGAACAUGGAAUGAAUGAUAAUGUUAUCGAAAGAGAGAUUGAAAUCCACAGGAGGGUCCAUCAUCAUCCAAAUAUUGUGCAACUAGUUGGCUACUGUAAUGAGGAAGAAGAAGUUGUUGCAGAAUACAAUGGAAAACAUGUACUUGCUCUCGAUAUACACAGGGCGGUGUGCUUCGAGCAUGUAGGAGGUGGAUCACUUGAGCAGUACAUAACACCAGACGACAUGAGUUCUGCACUCGAUUGGCAGACACAGUACAGGAUAAUUAAGGGCGUAUGUGAAGGUUUGAGACACCUCCAUGAGGGAAUGGAGAGUCAUAUUAUUCACAUGAAUCUAAAACCUAGCAAAAUAUUGCUGGAUGAUCAGAAGAUGGUGCCGAAAAUAGGUGGUUUUAAUCUGGUAAGACUUGAUGGUUCAGGCUGGACACAAGUGACACUGCCGACGACCGGAAUUGAGUACAUGCCGCCGGAAUUUAUUGAGAAGGCAAUAGUCACAAAAGAAUUUGACAUAUACAGCUUGGGUGUCACAAUCUUACAGCUGAUGACAGGGAGGGAAAUGUAUAGAAAACUGUAUGAUAUGUCGUCUGAGAAGUUUAUUGCGAUGGCACAUGCAAAAUGGAGGGAGAGGCUACAGAAAACAGUGGAUGGCACGUCAGUAGAAGGAUACUGUCAGCAAGUCCAGAAAUGCUUGGAGAUAGGAGUGAAGUGCGUCGAGCGUGACAGACACAAAAGACCUGCCAUCGGAGAUAUCAUACAUGUGCUGAACGAAACAGAAAUCUCUAUUCCGCUAUCACGAAAUGGUCUAGACUCGGAAGAUUCGGAGCUGCUUCUAGAAGUACAUCCCAUGGAGCUCUGCUUCCAGGCAGCCAUGUCGUCGGAAGUAGCAAGAAAUAAGAAGGCAUCCAUGAUGUCUUCCAGCUGCUCUCUGCAACUAAAGAACAAUGCAAACGACCGCGUCGCAUUCAUGCUUGUGGCCAACAGCCCCAAGAGGUACCUGACAAAGGAGCCGCUCUGCGGCGUUGUGCCUCCAAGAUGUGUCUACACCCUCACUCACACAAUGCGCAAUAACAAGUUGUCUUCAGAUAGCGGCAGUGUCGACUUCUUCACGUUGUAUAGCGUUGCAGUAGACGAAUACGACCUCGUCAAUGUUGACAAAGAUUCUGCGUGCAAAAAAUAUGACAGCUUCUUUAAGAAAGCUAAAGAAGAGGUGCAAGAGGUGACAUUGAAGGUUAUUUGUGAUCUACCUGCUGCUGAUCGAGGGACAUCAUCUUCGGAGGAUUAUGACGACGAAUCACGCGGGGAGCCUUCGUAUUUGGAACUACCAUACAAUGUUCAUGUAGCUAAAUUUAUAACACGGAAGAAAUGGCUUGUCAUCGGUGAUCGUGAUGGGGGCAUCCUCGUGUACAAUUACGAAGAAGAAGAAGAUGUGAAGAGCUUUGAUGCUCACGAUAGUUGCAUCACAACCUUGGCUGUGCAUCCAACGUCACCAUUUGUGUUAUCUUCGUCUGAGGACGAUGAUCACAUGAUUAAGCUUUGGGAUUGGGGAAAUGGCUGGAAAUGCACUGAAUUUGGAGGCCACACUGACAGAGUCAUGCAAGUAACGGUUAACCCAGAUAACAACGACAGUUUUGCUAGUGCCUCCUUGGAUGGCACAGUCAAGAUCUGGAGUAUUUGUUCCGAUGAUCCCAAUAACAUCAUCACAUUGAAACUGGCUGAGCAUGGGCUCUGUGCUGAUUACUUCACACGCUAUAAUCGGCAGCAUCUGAUCGCGGGCUGUGACGACAGGAAUGCACAGAUCUGGGAAUUGACGAUGAAAGAACGUGUGCAUGAGCUAGAAGGGCAUGACGAUCGUGUCACAGUUGUUGGGUUGCACCCAGAGCUUCAAAUUUUAGUUACAGGUUCACUUGAUGGGGCCGCUCGAGAACAUAAUUGGUUUCAACCUCGGUGCAGUUUAUGCUUUCGGAUGUAUAAAGGGCAUAAGAAGAUGAGUGGUUUGGACCUGAACCUAGAACCAGACGAUGUCGACAUGGAAGAUGCAGGAAUAAAUGGCAGUGACCCCUUUUUCUGCACUCAAGCUGACCAGACAGAGGUUGUCGAUGAGUCUCAGGACCCACUCCUUGCUGAGCAUGGUGGAUAA